AUGGCCGACACACCAGCUCCAGCAGCUCCACCCGUCCCGACGACGUAUCGCGAGCGACUUGCACAAUUUCGUAUCUUGGAAGAGAAGAGAUUUGAAUUGAUUGAUGAAUUGCUGGAAAAGCUCGAGAAAACCGAAGCGAAGCUUGCACAGACCGAGCUCGACCUUAAUUCAGAGCAAAAUGUCCGACGCACACUGCAGGCUGAGGUCGUGGAGGCAAGAGAGAAGGAGAGUGCGAUGGCACAGAGACAGGCACGACGACCAUUUGCGCUUGUCCUUAUUGACGCCGAUGCGGACGGAUUCUUAUUCCAAGACAAGUAUCUGACAAGGAAAGCACAAGGCGGCGAGCAGUUGGCAGAUGAGCUCCUGAUACGGAUAAGGGAAUAUCUUAGGCCACAAUUCGACGAUGCAGAUAGCAUUGAUAUCCUCGUACGAGUGUAUGCCAACCUUGAAGGCAUGGCGAACUACCUUGUACGGCAAGACAAGGUGAGGAACCUGGGUGCCCUCCGCGCUAUGUCGACGGGCUUCUGCGGGCGGAUCUCGAGUUUCGACUUCAUCGAUAUUGGCGUCGGUAAAGAGGGCAGUUCAGGACGUAAGCUUCGAGAGAAUCUAUCCUUUUACACAUCAAGCGUGCAUCUCCGCCAUGUCAUCGUGGCGUGCUCACCUGCGGACUUGCCCGCCUCGCUUCUAUCGAACAUGCCGCUGGAGAAAGUCACGCUGGUAGAGUCGAUGCCGCUGCCAACAGCCCUCACCACGCUUCCUAUCAAGAUUACCAAAUUUACGACACUGUUCCCGCCUCCGCCAUCACCCAAAUCACCACGACCACGAGGGCGCAACGGAGCACAAUUGCAGCUCAUGCAGCAAGAAGAUACUGAGGGUGGCGCAACUUGGCUGGUGAUCAACCCCGAGAGGAGCAAGUCUCAGGGCGGUGCGCUGCGAAGACGGAACCAGUCGGAAGACGAGAACUCGAGUCUGAGUAUCUCAAUCGGACCAGACAAUACAGUGAGCGUUGACAGUGGGAGACGGCGGCGUAUCAUGGGAUAA
Messenger RNA from Didymosphaeria variabile, 1041 nucleotides. RefSeq lists its product as uncharacterized. The record is from RefSeq and is a predicted model, not a curated record. The transcript is spliced from 5 exons. Bases 1 to 1041 code for a protein of 346 amino acids. NCBI's taxonomy places the organism in Eukaryota, Fungi, Ascomycota, Dothideomycetes, Pleosporales, Didymosphaeriaceae.